Molecule: messenger RNA, 2067 nt
Organism: Ostreococcus tauri
Lineage: Eukaryota; Viridiplantae; Chlorophyta; Mamiellophyceae; Mamiellales; Bathycoccaceae
Product: Glycoside hydrolase, family 16
Exons: 1
Coding region: 1-2067 (688 amino acids)
Biological process (GO): carbohydrate metabolic process
Molecular function (GO): hydrolase activity, hydrolyzing O-glycosyl compounds
Source: RefSeq, a predicted model, not a curated record
AUGACGACGACGAGACGAUGGUGUUACGCCCCGGUCGACGAUUCGUCCGCGCGGAUGCGGAUGCGGCGCCGUGGACGUCGACGCGGCGUGACGAUGGGCGUCGUGAUCGUCGUCGUCGUCGCGGUGAUGUGCGCGGGGGUACGCGGGAGCGCGGUGCGGAAGGGGGGGGGGGGGACGGGCGGCGACGACGCAACACCCGCGGCGUACGAAUUCGUCGACGAGGACGUGGACGAUCGGUUCGGGUCGAUGAGCGAGGAUGUUUUACGGAAGAUACUCGAGUCGAGCGUGGACGAUGAUCCGGACGACAUGGCGUGGGCGGAUGCGGAUGAGGACGAGGACAUGGACGCGAUCGAGGACGAGUACGAGAACGCGGCGGCGACGGGCGCGGCGACGGGAACGCGCCGCGGGUUCGCGAGGUUAGGGAGUGGGGGGGCAUCGGCGAAGGAACUUAGAAAGAUUAAACGUAUGCGCGCGCGGGUGAAUCGAGGCGCGGCGACGGUGGAGGGGGUUGGCGGUGAUCCGGAGGAGGCUUUGAGGCGCGCGCGAGACGCGUUGGAGGAAGCGACGAUCGAGGACGCGGAGGAAGCUGGAAUGGAUGAUGUCGAACUCGAGGCAGAUUUAGGGGUGAAACCAGUCGUCGCCACGUCGAAACCUUUGACGGUGCGACAGAGGAAUAAUGCGGGAGGACGCCCGGGAACUCGUCGCCAGCAGGCACGCGGCGGGUUUCCGACUCACGUCUCGGGCUCGACGUCAUCAUCUAGCGAUGCGCGCGAGCGCGACGCCGAGACGCGCCGACCGGGAUGGACGCUGAUGUUCAGCGAUGAUUUUGACGGCGGUGCGCUCGAUCUCACGAAGUGGCGCCCAAAACUCAAUCAGAGCGCGCCUGGGUUGGAGCGUCACGGCGGACAGCAACAAUUUUACACGCCCGAGAUGUGCAAAGUCGUCGACGGUGUGCUCGUCAUGGCAACGCGACGUCAAGAAAACGUCAAAAUGCCGGCGACGCCGGGCGCCGAUCUCGGCGAUGGGUCGAAGUAUCCGUUCCUAUCGUGUUGGGUGGACACCAAGCACGCGUUCAAGCAGUUGUACGGCCGGAUGGAGAUUCGCGCCAAGCUUCCCGAUCCCAAGUGUCCCGGGAUCUGGCCCCAGCACUGGAUGUUACCCGAUCCCGAGAAGACGGUGCCCAAGCACGCGUGCUGGCCACUCGGCGGGCAGAUUGACAUUAUGCAAUCGUACGGACGCGGACGCGGCGGUCCGGGCACGAGACCUGGGACGGUGGAAUCGGGAUACCACUUCGCUCCAAAGGCAGAGUGCGGCGCCGAGGGCUACGCGAGAAGCGCGUUCCCUCCAUUCUUGGAGCAGCCCAUUGAUUUUAGCACAGAUUUCCACACGUUCGCGGUGGAGUGGUCCAAGGAGAGUCUGACAUUUUUUGUCGACGACCAUCCCGUGCACCACAUCUCACGCUUCAACGUGCCCAUCAUACCGAGAUGGCCGUUCUACCUCAUCUUGAACACGGCGGUAUCUCCGUUCGGCAUGCCCGCGGCGCUGAACGAGUGCGACGGUGACAUGUUCCACUACGUCGAUUACGUUCGGGUGUACAAGAAGACUUCGGCGACGCUUAGCCCAGACGUAUGGCGCUUCCUCGUCUUUUCCUUUGUCGUGCUGACGACAUUCAUCACGAUCAGCGUUUGUACGCUUCGUCGGGCGUUCAAGAAUGACGGGGGCCGCUUCGAUGAGUACGCCGCUCUGGACACGGAUGACGAGGUGGACCCGCUCGCGUUCGAUGAGCACCUCUACGUCACGCGCGAGGACGACUUCGGCGUCGUACGCAAACCCGUCAAGCCAUUUUCGUACAGCAUCGACGACGACGACGGUUCAUCGCUCAGUCGUCGUCGCGGAUCGUCCGCGUCGACCCCGCUCAUCGGCGGCGACGUCGUCUUGGCGCUUCCGGAUGACGGAACGGGACGGUUCAGAACGAGCGGUCCGUACAUUCGACGACGAGCCAAUCCUCCGAAGAGCUCGCGUCCCGGCGUCGUCGCCGACGUCUGGGCCCGCGACGACGAGUAUUGA